GUAACAGUAGAUUGAGAAUGAAAGUGAAAGUGACAAAGUGGAAGCUACACAUGUCAUGUGGAUGAAAGGUUUGCGGCGUUAACACAGACCACAACAAAAGGUCGGAGAUGCAUAUUAUUUCCCUGUGGCUCAGUUCAUCGUCAAAGAGACUUGAAAGUGAGUCCUUUAUUUAAACAUUGGAAUAGCAGGCUCCGGGGUCAUGCGGCUGCGUCUCCUUUCCCUCCUUCUUAUCGUCAAAGUGUGUCGACUCAAUACUGUCAGUCGAGACGUGUGCCCACCCCUGCCUCAGUGGAAGCUCACCAAGCCCCUGAACACGAGGGAUAGUUAUCAAGAAAACGAUUCUCUGCGCUACCAGUGUGUGGAUGGCUAUGUGAGGAAGGCGGGGACCUCCAAUCUCAUCAAGUGCAAAUGGAUCGGUCAGGUUCUUCAGUGGAUACCCCCAACACUGACAUGCAUACCUGACCCAUCCAUUCCAACUACGAUAAAACCUUCAACAACCCAGAAGACAACUCCAUUUCCUACAACGCACCUCUCAGUGCCCACAGAGAGAGUUAGCCCAAGACCAACCAGUCUCAGUUCACUUUUAUCUCACACACUGCAUCCUGUCACAAAGACCCAAGAGGUCAUUAAUACGGUUACAGUGACAACCACCAUCAUCAAUGACAUCACAUCAGUGCCAGUGGAUAAGUCCAGUGCGGUGACCUCUGUCUCCACAAAGACCGUUUCUCCAUCAGAGAGUUACUGUGUCUCCAACAGAGCCCCAACCUCCAGUCAGUAUCCAGUUGACGGUGAGCCUGAGAUGAGGUCUGCUACAGCCAUAUAUGCGGGUGUAGGUGGUGUGGUAGUAACCAUCUUGCUGGUUGCAGCGUUUGGAGUACUAAUGUUUUGGAGAAGGAAACGGCUGCAGCGGUUUGAUCUGUCGCCAACACCAGACGAAAUAGUGCAAAUGAAUGUUGUGACAUGAGCCACACUCCUUCCCUGACGGACAACCAGCAGCCACUUAGAAAAGACAAAAAGGUGCAUCAGUCUGAUGGUGGGGGAACAAUGACCUUGGAUUGGACAAGAAGUGGACCAAAAAUUACAAUGGCUUGGACCUCAGUGUCCUCGUGUGGAAAAUUAAAAUAACUAAAGCACCACCCAAAUUGAUUAAUUUAAGACAUAUUGAUUUAUUUCAUUGAUUAAUUAAUAUUCUUAAACUGGCAAAGAUUCUAACUAAUCACAACAGCCCAAAAUGCAUAGGAUUACCUUCUCACUGAAUUCAGGUAUGGUAUUCAGGUAUGUGAUAAACAUGCAACUUUGGAGAACAGUGAAAGUUAGGCCCGACUAACCGGUGCCUGUAUAUAGCCUCGCUACUGUAUAUAGCUUCGCUACUGUUAUAGCCUCGCUACUGUAUAUAGCCUCGCUACUGUAUAUAGCCUCGCUACUGUAUAUAGUCUCGCUACUGUAUAUAGCCUCGCUACUGUUAUAGCCUCGCUACUGUAUAUAGCCUCGCUACUGUUAUAGCCUCGCUACUGUAUAUAGCCUCACUAAUGUAUAUAGCCUCGCUACUGUUAUUGCCUCGCUACUGUUAUAGCCUCGCUACUGUAUAUAGCCUCGCUACUGUAUGUAGCCUUGCUACUGUUAUUAUUCACUGUCUUUUUACUGUUGUUUUUUAUUUCCUUAUCUAUUGUUCACCUAAUACCUAUUAUUUACUUAAAAAUUGCACGGGUGGUUAGGGCCUGUAAGUAAGCAUUUCACUGUAAGGUCUACACCGGUUUUAUUCGGCGCACAUGACAAAUAAACUUUAAUUUGAUCUGAAGUUAAGGGCCUUCACCUGCCCUGGGUUAGCUCUAACUUAAUACAGCUGUUCAGAGAAAGGGAUAAAGCCUGGGAAAAGUACAGUAGAAAAAAUGGUCACCAAAGAUCCAACUGAUUUGGAGUCCUAUAGAAAAUUACGAAACACUAGUAAAACUCAAGCUAGAAAAGCCUCCUAUAUGGAUAGUCUUACAAAUAAUAAAAACAAAACUCUACAGCAGUUCUGGAAAUACACAAAUUACCGUUGAAAUAAUCUGGAUUUAGACCCAACCAUUCUACCACCUACAGCGUAAUUGAAACUUACUAAUGAUAUAUAUUCUUAAUCUGACCAAGGCCAACUAACUGGUGCCAUCUUCAUUGAUUUAUCAAAAGCAUUUGGUUUAGUUGAUCAUUCUAUCUUACUAUCAAAACGUUAACAUUGGUUUCACUAACAGAUCACUACUAACAGAUCACUAAAGUGGUUCCAUGCAUAUCUUAGCAAUAGAAAACAAUGUGUUUUCAUAGGACACAAAUCACAACUUCUUGGACUCAGUAGAGGAGUACAUUAAUCUCUAUAGUCAUAAAUGAAUUGCCUCUAAAUGUCAGGAUACACAUGAUCACUUAUACGCUGAUGAUACAGUGCGGUAUACAUCCAGUUCAAAAAUUUUGCAGGUACAAGCAAAUCUCCAAAAUUAUUUGAACACUUUACAAAAAUGGUUUCUAGCAAAUAAUGUGGUUUUAAAUCAAACAAAGUCCUAUAUCAUGCUGUUUGGUAUGACAAAGAAUAAACUCCACAGCUGGAAGUGAUGGAACAAUGCUUGAAAGUGUUGAUUGUUUGUUUGAAAUAUCUGGGUUUGAGGAUAGAUUCUAAAUGAUCUUUUGGGAAGCAUAUUGAUUAUAUUACAAAACAAUUGACUACAGUGCAUUCGGAAAGCAUUCAGACCCCUUGACUUUUUCCACAUUUUGUUACAGCCUUAUUCUAAAAUCGAUUAAAUAAUUGUUUUCCCUUAUCAAGACUAGACACAGUACCCCAUAAUGACGAAGCAAAAACUGUUUUUUAGACAUUUUUGCAAAUGUAUUACCAAUAAAGAACUGAAAUAUCACAUUUACAUAUUGUAAGUAUUCAGACCCUUUACUCAGUACAUUGUUGAAGCACCUUUGGCAAUGAUUACAGCCUCGAGUCUUCUUGGUUAUGACGCUACUAGCUUGGCACAACUGUAUUUGGGGAGUUUCUCCCAUUCUUCCCUGCAGAUCCUCUCAAGCUCUGUCAGGUUGAUGGGAAGCGUUGCUGCACAGCUAUUUCCAGGUCUCUCCAGAGAUGUUAGAUCGGGUUCAAGUCCGGGUUCUAGCUGGGCCACUCAAGGAUAUUCAGAGACUUGUCCCGAAGCAUCUCCUGCGUUAUCUUGGCUGUGUGCUUAGGGUCGUUGGCCUAUUGGAAGGUGAACCUUCAUCCCAGUCAGGUCCUGAGCGCUCUAUAGCAGGUUUGAGAGUCCUUUAAGUGCCUUUUGGCAAACUCCAAGCAGGCUGCCAUGUGCCUAUACUGAGGAGUGGCUCCCGUCUGGCCACUCUACCAUAAAGGCCUGAUUGGUGGAGUGCUGCAGAGAUGGUUGUCCUGGAAUGUUCUCCCAAUCUCCACAGAGGAACUCUGGAGCUCGUUCAGAGUGACCAUCGGGUUCUUGGUCACCUCCCUCACCAAGGCCCUUCUUCCCCGAUUGCUCAGUUUGGCCGGGCGACCAGCUCUAGUAAGAGUCUUGGUGGUUCCAAACUUCUUCCAUUUAAGAAUGAUGAAGACCACUGUGUUCUUGGGGACCUUCAAUGCUACAGACAUUUUUUGGUACCCUUCCCUAGAUCUGUGCCGACACAAUCCUGUCUCUGAGCUCUUCGGACAAUUCCUUCGACCUCAUGGCUUGGUUUUUGCUCUGACAUGCACUGUCAAAUGUGGGACCUUAUAUAGACAUGCGUGUUCCUUUUACAAAUCAUGUCCAAUCAAUAGAAUUUUACCACAGGUGGACUCCAAUCAAGUUGUAAAAUAUCUCGAUGAUGAAUGGAAACAGGAUGCACCUGAGCUCAAUUUCGAGUCUCAUAGCAAAUGGUUUGAAUAUUUAUGUAAAUAAGGUAUCUUUUCUUUUUUUUUUUUAUACAUUUGCAAAAAUGUCUAAACCUGUUUUCGCUUUGUCAUUAUUGGGUAUUGUGUGUAGAUUGAGGGGGGAAAUUAUUUCAUCCAUUUUAGAAUAAGGCUGUAACCUGAAUUUAAAAAAUUAAGUGAAUGCACCGUAUAAGCUUGGGUUACUAUACAUAUCUAAGACUUGUUAGAAAGACCUUAGUAACCCAACUGCUACUUUCUAUCCUAGAUUAUGGUGACAUCUAUCAAAACACAACCAAGACCUUACUUCGUGAAUUAAAUGUCAUUUAUAACUAUCCUUGCAGAUUCAUUCUUGAAUGUUAUUAUAAGACACAUCAUUGCACAAUGUGUGAAUCAUUAAAUUGUCUGUCACCCCCAAACAGAAGACAACUGCAUUGGUACCAAAUUAUUUUUAAAUGUAUCAACUUAAAUUUCCUAGAAUAUAUAGUCCCAGCCCAAAAUUUGGAAACACCUACUCAUUCCAUGUUUUUUCUUUAUUUGCACUAUUUUCUACAUUGUAGAAUAAUAGUGAAGACAUCAAAACUAUGAAAUAACACAUAUGGAAUCAUGUAGUAACCAAAAAAGUUUUAAUCAAAAUAUAUUUUAUAUUUAAGAUCUUUUAUAUUUAAGAUCCUGCAAAGUUGAUGACAGCUUUGCACACUUGGCAUUCUCUAACUCUAACACCUAACUUUACAAGACACACGUUACUCCUUUAGACAACAGCAGCAAUAAACAUGAGGUUGGAGUAUCUUUCAGAUACAAAGGCCCAACUGACUGGAAUAAUUUACCUAUUGAAAUCAGGGCAUUAAAAUUACACAGUGAAUUUAAACUUUUUGAACUUUUUCAAAUGUUAAGAACAAACUGUUUUUAACUAAUAGAAACAUCACCAUGUGAAGAUAUUUGCAUGUUUUUUAUUUGUAUUAUUAUGUAAGUUAAAUGCAUGUUUUAUUAUUAUUAUUACAUUAUUAUUAUUAGACAGUAGUUGCUGUAUUAUUAUAGUUGUUAAGUUUCGUUUUUUCAUUUGGACACUUGAAAACGAGAUGGUUCCACUCAAGAUAUUUCAUCGUGCAAAAUGUUGAAUAAAUAAGAUUUGUAGUUACAUCCAUGUACGUACGUGCAAAUGUGUGAGAAAUGUACCGUUUGGCCUAUAUUUGUGUACAGUGCUAAGAGGUUGAAAUUGUAAAAAUCGGGAAGAUUGCACCUUUCCCUAAUAAACAGUAAGUGGUGCCAA
This is a messenger RNA of Salvelinus fontinalis (brook trout), 5126 nucleotides long. Its product is annotated as interleukin-15 receptor subunit alpha-like. The record is from RefSeq and is a predicted model, not a curated record. Gene Ontology annotation, molecular function: interleukin-15 receptor activity. Gene Ontology annotation, cellular component: plasma membrane. Lineage: Eukaryota; Metazoa; Chordata; Actinopteri; Salmoniformes; Salmonidae. The transcript is spliced from 8 exons. Bases 200 to 964 code for a protein of 254 amino acids. Gene Ontology annotation, biological process: interleukin-15-mediated signaling pathway.